Molecule: messenger RNA, 280 nt
Organism: Sipha flava (yellow sugarcane aphid)
Lineage: Eukaryota; Metazoa; Arthropoda; Insecta; Hemiptera; Aphididae
Exons: 3
Coding region: 1-210 (69 amino acids)
Source: RefSeq, a predicted model, not a curated record
AUGACCAUCACAUUAUUCCAACAAAAAGAAAAUCAGCGAAAAAUCAAAAAUGGGAGCAGAAAAAGUAUCCAUGAACAUCGUUGUCAUCGGACAAGUCCAAUCUGCCAAGGCUGUCAAAAAUGCCGCCAAAGCCACAACCCCAGCCUCCAGCCAAUUGAUGAACUGUUAAUUCAUGAAGUUCGUUCAUCGCAAAACUCAAAAAUGCCAUAGCCUCAUACAAUGCGAAACGUAAUUAACACAUUUUGUAUUGACAUUGCAAAUAAAUAAACCUUUUCCGAUA